UGCUCAACCACUGAGCUACCCAGGUGCCCCUGUAGUGUCACUUCUGAGGGGAAUAAAUAAUUGCUGAAAAUGGAAAUCCUCAAGAACACAUCUUCACUUCACCUUGACAAUGAAUGACAUACAAAACUACUCGACUCACUUGGGAUCCAUUGAAGGCAAUAUGACACCAUCUGCUGACAACUGUCUGUGGAUAGCUUGAGUACAAGGUAAACAUAUAUUAAGAUACAGAAAUUCUGAGGUUGUAUGUUAGCAGAGAAUAAUCAGGUCUUUCUGACUGAUACAGGCUCAUGGCACAUAGUUGACUUACCCAAGGUCACACGGCCACAAAAUGUCAAUGUCCUCCUCUAAGCCUCAUCAGCGCUGAGGUCACUGUUCCUCCCACCAGGUCUCAGCUUGCUUCAUAGUUCAUUGCUUCAAAAAUAAACAGUAUUUCCCCUGGAGGCAGAAUAUAAACCUAAGUGUGAUCUGUCUAAUCUGAGUCUAAUAUUCUUUAUUUGGUGAAAAAUGUUUGAUGUUUUUACUUAUUUCAUAACUAGACCAAGCAGCCUAUACUUAAUUUCUUUCACUAUAUGAAGUUGAGAAUUCUAAAUAACAGUCCCCCCCUCUGGUGCAGGCAGAAAAAUACUUCUCACCUCAAAUAAUCAAUUUGUCGUUCAGAUAAUAAGUAGCAAUUAAGUGACAAGAACCUCAACACCACCCAGGGUGUGACAUUGUGUUUUGAGAGCUUUUCAGAGCCAACACUGACUCUGGGUGACCUCACAGGAAAGGUGGAGAAACCAAGCAGUGGCAUAUAAACAUGACCCCUUUCCUAGGAUAUGGUUCACAAAGCUGGUGUGACAGCCCUGAGAGCCUCUGUAUCAUAGCCAUCUCCACCAUGAAGGUCACUGGGGGGCUUCUUCUGCUCUGUGCAGCAACUCAUUUCUUCAGCAGCUCAGAAGCUGCUAGUCUGCCUUUAACCACAGUGGACUGCAGUAUUUACAAGAAGUACCCAGUGGUGGCCAUCCCCUGCCCCAUCACAUACCUGCCUGUUUGUGGUUCUGACUACAUUACCUAUGGGAAUGAAUGUCACCUGUGCAUUGAGAACUUGAAAAGUAAUGGAAAAGUCCAGUUUCUUCAUGAAGGAAGCUGUUAACUUCUCCACAGACAUGGGUACUGCAGUGAUAAUCUUCACUGUCAUCUUCAUCAUCCCUGGGCUCUGAUUGCCUUUUCCCUCAUCCUGGCCAGUGCUCUGGGGUAGGAGUGGAGACAGAUCCAGAGGCAUCUUUGUUGAGUCAAGAAAGUUGACAUGGUCUUCCUCAAACUCAUGCCUUAUUGACUUCCUGGGUUCUUUUUGUACUUCAAUAAAAAAAAA
Canis lupus familiaris (dog) is the source of this 1351-nucleotide messenger RNA. RefSeq names its product serine peptidase inhibitor Kazal type 7 (gene SPINK7). Lineage: Eukaryota; Metazoa; Chordata; Mammalia; Carnivora; Canidae. Bases 797 to 1132 code for a protein of 111 amino acids. Gene Ontology annotation, molecular function: protein binding. The record is from RefSeq and is a predicted model, not a curated record. The transcript is spliced from 4 exons.